Rhincodon typus (whale shark) is the source of this 3162-nucleotide messenger RNA. It is a transcript of the gene lin52, whose product is annotated as lin-52 DREAM MuvB core complex component. Gene Ontology annotation, biological process: regulation of DNA-templated transcription. The transcript is spliced from 6 exons. NCBI's taxonomy places the organism in Eukaryota, Metazoa, Chordata, Chondrichthyes, Orectolobiformes, Rhincodontidae. The record is from RefSeq and is a predicted model, not a curated record. Gene Ontology annotation, cellular component: DRM complex. The coding region runs from base 904 to 1227 and encodes 107 amino acids.
UUUCGAACUGACCAGUUUGAUUCAAUUACAUAACAACUCAAUAUUUCUUUAACUUUUUCAAUUCAGCCUUACAUGCCUCUAUUAAAUCAACCCUUCGAUAUCUUCCAUCAGUGCUAAAAUGUCAAUUUUUUCCAAGCUUCUGUCUUUUGAUUCUGGAGCAUAGCUUGUGACUCUUCUCUAUAUAGCUUCCAGGACUUGUUACUGUCUGUGUUAUUUCUUGCCAAUCAGAACUGAAUGCAGAAUUUAAGAUGCAGUUUGACCAGUGCACUAUAAGGUUUGAUCAUUUAGCUUGUCCAACUUGUAAUCUACUGUUUACACUAUGCAGUUAAUUAUUUUAUAGACCUUGUUAAUUACUGCUACACAGCAAGAUUCAUUUACUUGACUCUCCACAUACAUUGCUAUUAGAGAUUGUAAGACAGGUAACAUGAGAGUGAUAGCUCUUGAUGUCAAGGCUGCAUUUGACUGAUUGUGGCAUCAAGAAGUCCUGGCAAAACUGGAGUCAAUGGGUAUUGGGGACAAACUCUCCAGUGGCUAGUGUUACACCUGGCACAUAGGAAGAUAAGGUCUGACCUUUCUAACCUUGUCCACCCCAGUCCAACACCGGCACCUCCACAACACAGGAAGAUGAUUCUGGUUAUUGGAGGUCAGUCAUCUCAGCUCUAGAACAUCUUGGCAGGAGUUCCUCAGGGUGUUAUCCCAGGCCCAACCAUCUUCGGCUGCUUCAUCAAUGACCUUCUCUUCAUCAUAAUGUAAGAAGUUGGAGGGGGAUGUUCGCCAGUGAUUGAAUUAUAUUCAGCAUCAUUCACAACUCCUCAGAUACUGAAGCAGUGCAUGUUCAAAUGCAACAAGAUCUGGACAAUAUCCGGGCUUGGGCUGACAAGUGACAAGUAAUAACUGUGCCGCAUGGGUGCAGAUUUGGAGCAGUCUUUGCUGAGCUUUGAGAAGUUGGAUAGAGCUUCACCAGAUUUAUGGCCAGAACAAAUGCCAGGUGUAGCAGAAUUUGCAGCAUCUUUCAAGAGUCCUAUUACCAGCUCUCCACCCAAAUGGAUGGCAGAACUUGAAAAAGAUGAUAUUGACAUGCUGAAAGAGUUGGGAAGUCUUACUACCGCUAACUUAAUGGAGAAAGUACGAGGGCUGCAGAAUCUUGCUUACCAAUUGGGACUGGAUGAAUCACGAGAAAUGACCAGAGGAAAAUUUUUAAACAUUUUGGAACGGCCCAAGAAAUAGCUGUAAAAUUCCAACCACUUGCUUCUGCGAGAAGACCCAGCACUUCUUUAGAGACAAUUACUGUCUACAGAUACCUCCUUUGACUUAUUCUUCACAUAUUGUCUGUUCAAACUGCCUAUAUAAUAGAGCAAUAUAAGAUCAUACUUUGAGGACGACUUACCUUUUAGCCUAUAAGGCAAAUUGCUUUUAAAUGGAAGUAGAGACCAUAGUUGAUACUUGGUUGGUGUAGAAAGACAGAGUUUAGUUUGCCUCACGUACGUGAAAUAACAAUAUUGUUAUAUUUUGGUGAACUCAUCUAGAUGUAUUUCUUAUAAUAUGUUUACAAUCUGUUAUUCCCUUUUAACAUGCAAUGAAGUAAAUUUUGAUGUUGCAGUUGAGGUUACUCACAACAAUAGCACUUUAGUUCAAGACUUCUGAUUCAGUACAUGUCCACGUUUGGAUAUCAAAUAAUAAUACGUCUGAAGAUAGGAGCAUUGCAAACAAAAUUGCCUAGAAGUAGAGUAAAAUGGCUUUCCACAAACCCCACUUGUUUGUAUUAGACAGAAUAACACAAAAUUGAACAUGUUUGAUUGUCCAAAAUUCUCUCUUACAGUUUGAGAGACCAUCUCAAGGCUUUGCUGUGUUUUUGCCUUUUAACACAUUACUGCCUAUGUUUUAUCAUAUAUUUAGUGAUAGAGCAUAUAAUAACUAUGUUGAAAUGGUUGUGCAUUGCAGUGGUACCCUAAGGGGUAAUAGAUCAACAGGUUGAGACUGGAGUGUGCAAAAAGAAAUCUGGUGCUGGCAUUAAAUUACUUUUUCCAUCUAAAAUGUUAUGGAACUGUGAUUAACAAACAAGAUAAAUCUUUGAUAUUUUGCUCCAAAGCAAAAACAAAGCUAACUUAAUUAUAAAGCAAUUUAAAAAGGUGUCAUGCCAAACAGAAAUAAUUUUGAUUGAGAAGAGAGAUCUGAAAGAUUUGAAAUUAUAAUCAUAGCUAAGAGUAUGUAUUGAUGUGCAUCAAGCAGGCUUGAUUAGAUGAAUGGCUCAGGCUUGUGUUGCAAGGAAAUAAUUUCUAAUGUCUCUCUGAUUUAUUUCCCUUUAUGCAUCAGAAGAGAACAUUAAGAUAUAUUCAGUUAGUAACUUGGAGAAAGAUUUCUUUUGAUUUUAUUUGUCCUUCUUCCCCGACACCACAUGUCUCCUUCCUAGCUGACAAGGCUGUACUCUGUGUGACCUGCAGAGGUAUAAUUCAGGUGGGCUGCAAACUGCAUAAGUGGAUUAUUGAAUUUUGGGAGAGGGGUGGUAUUAAGAAAACAAAAUACUUUUAAACCAAAUUUUGAUUCAAAAUUUUAAACUUUAAGUGGAGAACAUGAAAGUAAGUAAGUUGUUGUACUUGAUCACAAUAUCACAGAACCAAGUGAAUACCACGGCUGUCGGGGACACAAAGCAAACCCAACUUUCCAUAUCAUAUUUCAGGUGUUGAUGCAUACAGUUCUGUUCAGCCCAAUAACAUCACCACAUUAUUUGGGUUUGCUCAGUGCAGCAUUCCAGUAAAAUGGAGACUAUCCUUUAAAGUUUCAGCCUUGGUAACUGAUGCACAAAGCUAAGCUGAAGUCUGAAUUUAGGACUGAGGUCUGGGAUAAAGUCACAGAGCAAUAUUGGAUAAAAUCACUGGAAACAUUGACCUAUAUAGUGGUCCACAGCCUUAUAUAUGAGGAGCUUAGGCCUUAAGUGAUUGCUUGUAAAGGGGUCUGACAUUUUGUUGUAGAUGUAGGAAUCAUUCAAGGCACCUGCUUCCACCCUUCAACAUUGUUCCAACUAUUAGGUUCAAGCUUUGUUUUCCAGAUGUUUUUGGAAUUUGAAAUCUGAUCUAGUUUCACAAGCAGUCUUGUGCACAAGAGUGAAAUGUUUCUAUUAUAUAUUUUAUUUUUGAAUUAAUAAAUAUUCAUUAUUUUAAAAAA